AUGCCGGGUGUCCCAACAGGAAGGGCAUGUGAUGCUUGUCGUAAACAGAAGAAGAAGUGUGACGAAAAACAACCAAUAUGUGGGCGAUGUCUCCGCCUCAAAGUGACAUGUGUGGGGUCUGGUCAGCAACGAUACAAGUUCAAACAGGAACAUCGGUUUUCACCCGAAUUAACCAAAACAUCGCAAAUGAUAUCAUUCCGCUCAUCAUCAAAAUCAAAUCAAACGAAAACGCCUGCUCUUGAAAUUCCCCGGGCAUGUCCCGGCGACCGUGUCACAUGUUUAAACGGUUCAUUUGUCCGCAUUAUCAACAGAACCAAUGACCUCCGAUAUAAUAUUUGGUGGUCUUUUGGCAUAUUUCUUGAAGAGGUACCUCGACGACUUGGCACCAAUGAGGCACUUGACCGUGCAGUCGACGCUUUGACCAGUGCCUACCCAAGCUUCUGCUCUCGCCGAUCAGUUUCGGUCGAUGCUCUGUCCAAAUAUUCUUCUGCCCUGAGAGCUCUCCGGAUUUAUCUGGAUGACCCAAUCCAAGCAAGUGCUUCCACUACAUUAUGUGCGGUCAUGAUACUACAGCUGUGUCAAUUAUUCCAUGGAGACAACGGACAAGGGGCAUCAGGCCAUUCACAAGGAGCUUCCAAUAUUCUACAUGCACGAAAGCAUUGUGGGCCCCGGGACGACUUCGAGCGUAAAAUGUUUGUCUCUCUUCGGGGAAGCGUGUUGUUCGAGGGUUUGUUUAAUGACGCCAUCAAUCUGAGUUCCGAAGAGUGGGAGGCCUUGGUUAGAAAUGACCUUGACCAAGAUCACCCGGAAGGCCGCAUUCUCCUAUGCUUAGCCAAGGCCCCGUUGCUAAUUAGACGUGGCAAGCAUGCCAAACUCAAUUGUGAAGAUUUAACGCCUCUCGCGGAGGAAGUCCGACCAAUAUAUGAGAAAUGCAAAUACAUAUUGGGGGAAUUGAAAGCACGCAAGGUCAAAUGCGAAUCUUCCGAUCUAGGAGGCAAUCUAAAGAAAUUCCUACCCCGGCUAAUGCAAGCCCACUAUCUCCGCACAUAUGGCAUCGGGCUCGGGAUUACACUGGUUUUCAACUGCAUGCUUCAAGCACUGAACCCCGAAGACUUCAACUACUCGACAGAAUCGAUAUCACUUGUUGAAGAGAUCCUCUUGCAUGCCGAAGAGUCCAACAUGUACAGACCUGUUGCAGCAGCCUAUAUAAGAACGUGCCUGGGGGCAGCGUGGGCCGCUACCACAGAUCUUAACUUGCGGCUACGGGUUGAAGCCACUUUAUUUGAUUAUGAAGGUGACUUGCUAAUUCACAAUCGUAAUCUUUUCCAAGAACUGGAAGACUCAAAGAACAGUUUAUGGCUUAGUUCAUCCCGCCAAGACUACGGCAGUGCCCUCUUGAGUACAUAG
Messenger RNA from Penicillium soppii, 1407 nucleotides. RefSeq names its product Zn(II)2Cys6 transcription factor domain-containing protein. The record is from RefSeq and is a predicted model, not a curated record. NCBI's taxonomy places the organism in Eukaryota, Fungi, Ascomycota, Eurotiomycetes, Eurotiales, Aspergillaceae. Gene Ontology annotation, biological process: regulation of DNA-templated transcription. Gene Ontology annotation, molecular function: DNA-binding transcription factor activity, RNA polymerase II-specific; zinc ion binding. Bases 1 to 1407 code for a protein of 468 amino acids. The transcript is spliced from 3 exons.